Danio rerio (zebrafish) is the source of this 1699-nucleotide messenger RNA. It is a transcript of the gene rpusd4, whose product is annotated as RNA pseudouridine synthase D4. The record is from RefSeq and is marked provisional. Gene Ontology annotation, biological process: mitochondrial RNA modification; pseudouridine synthesis; RNA modification. Gene Ontology annotation, cellular component: cytoplasm; mitochondrial matrix; nucleus. NCBI's taxonomy places the organism in Eukaryota, Metazoa, Chordata, Actinopteri, Cypriniformes, Danionidae. Gene Ontology annotation, molecular function: pseudouridine synthase activity; tRNA pseudouridine synthase activity; rRNA pseudouridine synthase activity.
GGUAGUUUACCCUUGAUUAUUUGACUUUAUCAGUAAUUUUUGUAUUAUAUUUAUUACAUAUCUGCCUGUGAGAAAUUCAAGAUCUCGGAGCAUUGGUCGUUGGAAACAGAAUUUAACUGAACCAUUCAUUUUGUGAAAAUGCGACACGCACGUGAGGUGACAUUUGCGAGACUCAUGAGGACAUUUGCCGCAGUUUCAGACACCCAGACCGUCGCUUCAAAACACAAAACAGCACCGAAAGCAGCAGACAUCGCCAACAGACUCCGGAAAGAGAAAGAGAAAGAAAAAGAUGACAAAAACGAGGUUCCGGUGUCCCCUCUCCAGUCCAGAGUGAAUGAACUCAAGCAGUUUUCUCAGCAGCUGCAGUCUGUGCACCCGAGUGUGUUCGCAAAAGCCCUUUACAGGAGCUCCCUUUAUGAAGACCAAAACAUAAUCGCCAUAAAUAAACCAUAUGACGUUCCUUUGCAUAAUAUAAAUGGCAUCAGAAACAGUAUCGCCGAGUGUCUGCCUUUGCUGGCAAAGAUCACGGAUAAUAUGCGACCUGGAUCACAGUUACAUCUUUGCCACAAACUGGAAAAAGAAACUACUGGAGUUUUGAUCCUGGCUAAAACAGAGGAAGCUGCUGAACAUGUCCAAACGCUCAUCCAAUCACACAAAGUGGAAAUGAAAUACUUGGCAAUCACUGUAGGUGUGCCUGUUCCAUCUGAAGGAGUGAUAGACAUUCCUGUUAUAGAGAGAGCAGUUGUGGGACCUCAGCCGCACUUUAAGAUGGCUCUGAGUCCGCUGUUUAAAGUGAAUGAGGAUGGAGAUGGAGUGACGAGAGUGCGAGCUCACAGACAGGCACAUGCUGCAGUCACACGGUAUCAAGUUCUGGACAACACCAGCGGCUGCAGUUUAGUGGAACUCCAGCCUCUCACAGGUGUGAAAAACCAACUUCGAGUGCACAUGGCUUUAGCGUUGACCUGCCCCAUUCUUGGUGACCAUAAAUAUUCCCACUGGAGCAAACUAGCACCCCAGAAGCUGCCUGAGGGUACGCUGCGCCGGCUGGGCCUGGUUCAGAGUAAAACACGAUACCUGCCUCUUCAUCUACACUCCCGAAGGAUCGUCCUGCCAGGAUUCAAAGGUCACAGAGACAUUACGGUGUCCUGUCCCCUUCCCAAAUACUUCAUCAACGCAUUGAAGAGGCUGGAGAUCCCACUGCCGGCAAAAGAAUGAGAUCUAUGAUCUCUUCUUACUUUUGCAUCGAGGACUGGAUUUGACAUGGUUGAAACUGGACCUUCUGCUCAGAUGUUUUGUAUGAAAUAAAUAAAAGACCAAUAAAAAUGUUCUGCAAACUAAAGAUAUAAUCAAGUCUUCAUUAGUUAUCAGUGUCAAAAAUAAACAAACCCAUAUCCUUUAAGGUGAAAUACUUGCAUAUAGAUUUAUAUAAAGACAGUUUUUUAUAAUUAGACUUUAACUGAUUACUUGACAAGCAAUCAGAAUAAUUGGAAGUCACAAAUGUAAAAAUCUGUUGUUAAUUAAAGGGUAGGGCUGCAGUAUUAUGAUACUAUGCUCUUGUGUAGACCAUCAUUUUAUACUGUAUUCAUGCAAACAGGAUGUUAUGUCAUGGCUCUACAGGCUGAACUUCAUAUCAGUCCAUGACGAUACAGUAGUGAAUUAUGCUAAAGAUCAAAUUAAAUUCUGAAACGCCUUUGAUUGA